Molecule: messenger RNA, 949 nt
Organism: Morus notabilis
Lineage: Eukaryota; Viridiplantae; Streptophyta; Magnoliopsida; Rosales; Moraceae
Product: ethylene-responsive transcription factor ERF003
Exons: 2
Coding region: 145-756 (203 amino acids)
Biological process (GO): regulation of DNA-templated transcription
Molecular function (GO): DNA binding; DNA-binding transcription factor activity
Source: RefSeq, a predicted model, not a curated record
CUCGGCCCAAUCUUUAACUGGCACUGCUCUCUCUACCUUCAUUCUUCCAACCCCAGUGGAGGCAUUUUCACAAACACUUUCCAGACCAAAAAGCAAGAAAACAAAAAAAAAAAAAAAAACGUUUCUUUUCCCAAAAUAACAACAAUGGCCAGACCGCAACAGCGAUAUCGAGGCGUUCGACAAAGGCACUGGGGAUCUUGGGUCUCCGAAAUUCGCCACCCAUUAUUGAAAACUCGAAUUUGGCUGGGGACGUUCGAAACGGCGGAGGACGCGGCGAGAGCCUACGACGAGGCGGCGAGGCUGAUGUGCGGGCCGAGAGCCCGCACCAACUUCCCUUACAACCCCAAUGCGUCUCAGUCGUCGGCUUCAAAGCUCCUCUCGGCCACUCUGACUGCCAAACUCCACAGAUGUUACAUGGCGUCUCUGCAAAUGACCAAGACCGGUUCAGCUCAAGAACCUCAAACGCCAACCACAAACCCCACUCCCAUCUCUGCCAACGCCAUUCUCGCGAAACCGAACGAAACGUCCAUGGCUAAGUCGCCGGAGAAGAGACCGGCCGUGCUUGAUCACCAAGAAACGGCGGCCAAUUCUCAUCAUGAUUCGGUUAAGAAGGUUAAACUUGAGAAUAACCAGCAGACGACGACAACAACAACGACGUCGUUUAUGCUUCUUGAGGAUGAUCAUCACAUAGAGCAAAUGAUUCAGGAGCUUCUUCAUUACGGGUCCAUUGAGUUGUGUUCUAGUUCUGUAAUGUAGGCCACUUUCUAUCGUUUCUUUUUUCAGCUAAUUAAUUCUUAACCCAUUACUAUUAUUAUUAUUAUAUUAUCUAUUUCUCCUUUUGACUCUCCCUUAGGAACAACACCCUUUUCUUCUUCUUUUUUUAAGUAACCAUUUUUAUGAUGUUCUCUAUGUGUACAUUACAAUGUAUGAUAUCAUGAUUCUAUGCUUA